This is a messenger RNA of Fulvia fulva, 2586 nucleotides long. RefSeq names its product V-type proton ATPase subunit a. The transcript is spliced from 3 exons. Lineage: Eukaryota; Fungi; Ascomycota; Dothideomycetes; Mycosphaerellales; Mycosphaerellaceae. Gene Ontology annotation, biological process: vacuolar acidification; proton transmembrane transport. Gene Ontology annotation, cellular component: vacuolar proton-transporting V-type ATPase complex; vacuolar proton-transporting V-type ATPase, V0 domain; fungal-type vacuole membrane. Bases 1 to 2586 code for a protein of 861 amino acids. Gene Ontology annotation, molecular function: ATPase binding; proton-transporting ATPase activity, rotational mechanism. The record is from RefSeq and is a predicted model, not a curated record.
AUGGCGGCACAACAGGAGUCGCUGUUCCGGUCGCAGGACAUGACCCUGACCCAGCUCUACGUGGCUAAUGAGAUUGGGCGGGAGGUCGUGUCUGCGCUGGGAGAGCUGGGCUCCAUGCAGUUCCGCGAUUUGAACCCCGAUACCACCGCCUUCCAGCGCACCUUCACGCAGGAGAUUCGCCGCCUGGACAAUGUCGAACGCCAGCUCAACUACUUCCGCUCCGAGAUCGAACGCAACGGCAUGGAGAUGCGCUCCAUCUACGAGUUCAGCAACACCAUGGCAGCCCCCUCCGCUUCCGAGAUCGAUGAGUUGGCAGACCGCAGCCAGCAGCUGGAGCAGAGAAUCGCCAGCUUGAACGAGAGCUAUCAGACUCUAAAGAAGCGAGAGACGGAGCUGACGGAGUGGCGGUGGGUGCUGCGAGAGGCUGGCGGCUUCUUCGACCGCGCCCGUGGUCAGACGGAGGAGAUCCGGCAGUCCAUCGAUUCUUCCGACGAUGCACCUCUUCUACGCGACGUUGAACACGCGAACGGAUCGACCGAAGGCGGAGGCCAGAGCUUUAGUGUUAUGAAUAUUGGCUUUGUAGCUGGUGUCAUCCCACGCGAGCGCAUGGGUGCCUUUGAGCGUAUUCUCUGGAGAACGCUUCGUGGCAACCUUUACAUGAACCAGUCGGAGAUCCCAGAUCCUAUCAUCGAUUCGGAGAAGGGCGAAGAGAUUCACAAGAACGUGUUCGUCAUCUUCGCACACGGGAAAGAGAUCAUCGCCAAGAUCAGGAAGAUAUCAGAGUCUUUGGGCGCGGACAUAUACAACGUGGACGAGAACAGCGAGUUGCGCAGAGAUCAGAUUCACGAAGUCAACAGUCGCCUGCAGGAUUUGGGCAAUGUUCUUGGCAACACCAAGCGCACACUUGACGCGGAGCUUACGCAGAUUGGCCGUUCUUUGGCUGCAUGGUUGAUUGUCAUCAAGAAGGAGAAGAGUGUCUAUCAGACCUUGAACCGCUUCUCGUACGAUCCCGCUCGCAAGACACUGGUGGCCGAAGCCUGGUGCCCAACCGCCCAGCUUGGUCUGAUCAAGUCGACUCUUCAAGACGUCAACGACCGUGCCGGGCUAUCUGUACCGACCAUUGUCAACCAGAUCAAGACUUCAAAGACACCGCCGACUUACAACAAGACAAACAAGUUCACCCUCGGCUUUCAGACCAUCAUUGAUGCGUACGGUACUGCAAAGUAUACUGAGGUCAACCCAGGUCUGCCAACCAUCGUCACGUUCCCAUUCCUGUUCGCUGUCAUGUUUGGUGACUUUGGUCACGGUGCAAUCAUGACUCUUGCAGCAGUGGCCAUGAUCUACUUCGAGAAGCCUCUGCAGCGCGGCAAGCAGGACGAACUGUUCGGCAUGGCAUUCUAUGGACGUUACAUCAUGCUCAUGAUGGGCAUAUUUUCUAUGUAUACUGGACUGAUAUACUGCGAUGCUUUCUCGAAAGAGAUCCCGCUCUUCAAGAGUAUGUGGGAGUGGGAGUUCCCGGACAACUACGAGCCAGACAAGACAACAGUCACUGCCAGGCGAAUAGAAGGUUACACUUACCCCUUUGGACUCGACUGGAAAUGGCAUGACACCGAGAACGACCUACUCUUCAGCAACAGCUACAAGAUGAAGCUGUCCAUCAUUAUGGGCUGGGCUCACAUGACAUACUCGCUAUGCCUCUCCUUUAUCAACGCUCGUCACUUCAAGUCACCGAUCGACAUUUGGGGCAACUUCGUGCCCGGCAUGAUCUUCUUCCAGAGCAUCUUUGGAUACCUGGUGCUCACCAUCAUCUGGAAGUGGUCGGUGGACUGGUUCGCCAUUGGUGAGCAGCCACCUAAUCUCCUGAACAUGCUUAUCUACAUGUUCUUGUCGCCCGGUACGGUCGAGGAGAAGCUGUACAACGGACAAGGUUUCGUUCAGGUUGUGCUGGUUCUGCUGGCAGUGAUUCAGGUUCCAAUCAUGCUGUUCCUCAAGCCUUUCUACCUCCGUUACGAGCACAAUCGCGCUCGCGCCAAGGGCUACCGUGGCAUCGGAGAGACCACGACUGUCUCGGCUCUUGAUGACGACGAUGACGCCGACCACCCUGGUGAGAAUGGAAGACCAAGCUUUGCUGAGAGCGACAUCGAUGGUGCCAUGAUCACCCAGGAUAUCGGGGGCGGCGAGGAAGGUCACGAGGAGUUUGAGUUCAGUGAAGUGAUGAUCCACCAAGUCAUUCACACCAUCGAAUUCUGCCUCAACUGUGUCUCCCACACCGCCUCAUAUCUGCGUCUAUGGGCGUUGUCACUGGCUCAUCAGCAGCUUUCCAUUGUGCUUUGGAGCAUGACCUUGGCCAACGCCUUUGCCUUCGAAGGUGCCACUGGUAUUUUCGUCAUCUUCCUCGCUUUCGUCCUCUGGUUCUCCCUGACCAUCGCCGUGUUGGUGGUCAUGGAAGGUACCAGCGCCAUGUUGCAUUCUUUGCGUCUGCACUGGGUCGAAGCAAUGAGUAAGCAUUUCAUUGGCGAGGGUAUAGCUUUCGAGCCCUUCUCGUUCAAGGAUAUGCUGGAAGAGGAAAUGACGGAGUUAAAGUAG